AUGAGAUCACCGGACAGUCGGUUUGAGUUCAGUUUCUGUUGGAAGAGGACUGAAGAGCAAAGCAAAAGACUGGAAAACAAUCAGAAUUUCACGAAAUCCGACAUAUUUUGGCCACAAUUGCUAUCAUUGCCCAAGAAUUUAGUCAUAUAUUGUCGCGAGUACUUCACGGGCAGGUGUGGCACUAUAAGGGUGUCUGAGCGUCAUAUGUAUGGACAGCUAUUUGUCACUAAUAAGACCAAUGACCUAAAUGAUCAAGAUAAUGAGCAUUACCUCAUGGAUAGAAGCGAAACCAGUUAUCACACGAAAAAACCAACGGUUAUAGAUAUAGCGGCGGUGUUAGAGUUGGGAACCACUGGGAACACCGAUGAGUCGCAAACCCUGAGGUUCUUCGCGUACUUAACCCUCAACUGGGGGUCGACCACAACAUCGGGUCUGUCUAUUGAGCCCAUACGACAACUGCCCCCGGGAAGGGUCAAUACAUACGGUGCUGUCGGUUGGAGUUAUAAGGAUUUGUUGCCAGUGUUUAAGGAAUGGGAGAAUAAUACCGAUCCGACUGUUGUCGAGAGUAAUCCCGGAUAUCACGGAACUCGUGGACCCAUUCAGAUAACAACCCCACGACAACCCAGUCCUAUCAUCUAUACAUUUAAAGAAGCAUUACUUGAGUUGGGUUAUCCUGAAACAGAUAUCAAUGGUCAGGAUCAAUUUGGAACUAUGAUUAUGCAAUCGUUUAUCACAAGUCAAGGGCUAAGGGCGGGAACGGGUAAUGCAUUCGUGGACCCGAAUCCACACGAAGACAAUCUGCAUAUCGUUUGCAAAGCAUUGGUCUCAAGAAUACUAUUCAAUGGGUUGACAGCUAUUGGAGUGGAGUUUAUUAGGAAUGAUAUCGAGUAUAGAGUUUACGCUAACANUUGCAAAGCAUUGGUCUCAAGAAUACUAUUCAAUGGGUUGACAGCUAUUGGAGUGGAGUUUAUUAGGAAUGAUAUCGAGUAUAGAGUUUACGCUAACAAAGAGGUUAUCGUUUCCGGCGGUGCCAUAAAUAGCCCACAAUUACUAAUGCUAUCAGGAAUUGGUCCCAAACAGCACUUACAAAGCUUUGGUAUUUCAGUAUUACUAGAUCUACCGGUUGGUGACAAUUAUGCAGUCCAUCCGGCAAUCUCAGUUUCAGCCAAUAUUAAACAUGAAUAUCUAAACAUGGUAAAUCCAGUUCCAGAGCUAAAUGUGCAACAAUUAAGUGAACUUUAUUGCCAACAAAGGGGACCGUUAUCUGAAGACCCCUCGUGUGCCCUCUAUUACAACACCCGUAAUAAUAUUGACAAUCAGUGGCCAAACGCACUGUUAUUUGGAUUUCCAGUUAACAACACAUUUAUUGUGUAUUUAAAUUUAGUCCGAUUUAAAAGUCGGGGAACUUUACGUUUACAAUCAACUAACCCUUACAUACAGCCCCUCCUAAACCCCAAUUGGUUGUCACACCCCGACGAUAUGGUAGACCUAUUGAAAGCCACACGACAUAUAUUUUACAUACUGGAGCGAUCAACCAUUUCCAAUUAUAUUCAACCUCUCGAUUCAUUAGCCGAAAUAGGCUGUCCCGUAUGCCCGGCCAGGUAUAUGUAUGAGUGCUUUGAAGGCUUAAAGUGUUAUAUACAAUAUUAUUCCGACAGUUCCUAUCAUCCCGGGGGUAGUUGUCGUAUGGGCUCAAUAGACAGACCCGAUGUUGUGGUCGACCCACAGUUGAGGGUUAAAAAUGUGAAAAACCUUAGG
Oppiella nova is the source of this 1758-nucleotide messenger RNA. NCBI's taxonomy places the organism in Eukaryota, Metazoa, Arthropoda, Arachnida, Sarcoptiformes, Oppiidae. The record is from the annotation of a GenBank genome assembly.